Molecule: messenger RNA, 2957 nt
Organism: Leptopilina heterotoma
Lineage: Eukaryota; Metazoa; Arthropoda; Insecta; Hymenoptera; Figitidae
Gene: Dsx
Exons: 7
Coding region: 1161-2372 (403 amino acids)
Biological process (GO): regulation of transcription by RNA polymerase II; sex differentiation
Cellular component (GO): nucleus
Molecular function (GO): RNA polymerase II cis-regulatory region sequence-specific DNA binding; DNA-binding transcription factor activity, RNA polymerase II-specific
Source: RefSeq, a predicted model, not a curated record
AACUCAAAACGUAUCGCUACCAAGAGCGACUGGCACUUCAUUGAGUUACGGACUGCAAUCUGGUGUGCGUCGAUUCCACAUCGGUUCCACUCACUCAUUUUCCACGCGUUUUCAAAUUUUUCUCAAAAAAAACAACACCGCGUCCCUUCCCCUUCAAAAAAAAAAAUAAUUUCCACAUUUUUUUUCAAAAAAUCCCCCCCUCCCAAAAGUGCAAUUGUCUCCUGAAAAAGUAACAAUAACAACAGUGAAAUUAUUAUUCAAGUGAAAAAAAAGUGUGAAAAAAAAUUCAAUUUUUUUUCAAAAAUUUUUAUAUAUUCUCAAAGUGUGACGGAUAUUUUUCAAAAAAAAUCUCAAAAAUAGAUUUUUCUGUUCAUAAAUAAAAUCUGUGGAAAGUAGAAAAAAACUACAAUAACAGUGCUUUUUUGAAAAAAAAAAAUAAAUGUGAUUUGAUUGUUGACAAUUUUUCCAAACCUGGAUUCUAAAUUUUUCACGUGUGUGCGUUGUUUCGCGCUUCUUUUAAUGCCCACGUGACUUUGAAAAAGCACCAUAAUUUUUUGUUUGACAAUUUUUUAUCAAAAUUCUCGGUGUUAUUUUUAUUGUGAUAAACUGUAAUAAGGAAAGAGGGAAAAAUAGAGAAUUUUUGUAAAAGAAAAAUAAAGUGAAGUUCAAGGGUAAAAUAUUUGCAAGUGAAUAAAUCGAAAAAAGUAAAGCGCGUGUUCGUGUCUUCUGAACGCACAUGACAAUUGAAUAUAUAUGUAUAGUGAACAGUCAAGUUCCGCGCACGAUUUUCGCAAAAGAACGUGGGAAUCUUAAUUGGAAUUCCAUUGUCGAAGACAACGGAUUCUCAUCUUUUUAAUUUUUCAAACAAGGUGAAUGAAAAGAAUGAUGAUCAUCAUCAUCAUUGUUUAAAUACCUCCAGUAAUCGUGAAAUGAAUGAACAUUCACAAACGUCAGCAAUUUAUAGUUGAUUUUAACAAGAAGGAGAAAAGAAGAAUAUGAUUUAUUCUAAACGGAACGAAAAAUAUUGUGAUAGUGAAGUGAGAAAUAAAUAAAUAAAAAAAAGGUGGGAUUUAAAAAAGAAAAAUCCCCCAAAAAAAAGUUCAUAAAAAAAAGUUGGAUAUACGUAUUCAUGUAUUAGAAAGUGUUGUAAGUAAUUCUAAAUGGGUCAAGACAAAGACAAUUUGUCAAAUUUAAAAAAUCAAUUAAAAAAAGAUAGGUCAUCACCAAAUUGUGCGCGUUGCCGUAAUCACGGAUUGACAAUUAAACUCAAAGAUCAUAAGAAAUUUUGUCGAUAUAAAAUUUGCAAGUGUGAAAAGUGCAUUAUUCUUAAGGAUCGACAACGUAUAAUGGCACGUCAAAUUGCAUUAGUGAGAGAUCAAAAAUCAAUAAUGAAACACGAAUUACAACCAGGAGAGCAGGUGGGUUAUGAUGUCAUAGAUCAUGAUGUAUUUAUCUCUCUACCAUCGGGAAGAAAAAGGAGUAAAAAAUUUUGCGAUGGCAGCAGUGUUAAUUCAUCUAUAAGUGAUCAUGACUCUUUAGGACCGAGCAGUGUAACUGGUGAUGACAGAAUUCCGUCCACGAGUGCAAUAUCAACAUCAGCUUCAACACCUCAAAAUUCGCCCAGUCCAAGUAACGUUGGAAUUGAAAUGCUUCUCACGCACGGUGUGGAAUUUUUCAAGCAUUUUGGGUUUUCCUGGGACGCACUACAUUUGACGUUAAUGUACGUUAUAAUAAAAGACUCGAAUGUAAACAUGAAAGAAACGAUAAUGAGGAUCGUGAACGCAAGAAAGGAUAUUAUGGAAUUCUCACAAAGAAUGCAUCACAACAAUGCAGAUUUGCUGCGUGAAUUGAAGCCAGAGUUCCUGAGGGAUGUUAAACCAGAUUUAUUGCAUACGUUCAAGCCAGAACAAUAUCCAAUGAAGUCCGAAGUACCUUUUCAAUUUAAACCGGAAUUAUUGCGACAAAUAAAGCUGGAACAAUAUUCAAUGAAGUCCGAUGUACCUUUUCAACUUAAACCGGAAUUAUUGCGUCAAAUAAAGCCGGAACAAUAUUCAAUGAAGUCCGAUGUACCUUUUCAAUAUAAACCGGAAUUAUUGUGUCAAAUAAAGCCGGAACAAUAUCCAUCAAAAUCGACAAUGCCCUAUCAGAUAAAACCAGACUUAUUAUGCCAAGUGAAACCGGAAUUACAACACUCCUGUUUCAAUACGCCAUUCAAGACACUUGGUGCACCAACGUAUGUUGAUCGUGUUCCACUUAUCGGUGGAAUUCCACCAGGUUAUCCAACUUUCUUAGAUCUUCAUUCGAGGCUGUUUAAUACACAUUUUAAAAUUCCGUCGAAUAUUGAUUGUCUUCCGGAAUCUUCCACCACAUAACCCUGAUUGACCUAAAGAAAAGUAACUUCACGCAUGGAGACUGAAAGUGGCUGAUUCCAAAGAAGAAAAUCGAACCGAAUUAAAAGAAAAAAAAAAGUUGAAGAGCGAUUUUGGCAACAAAAGCCAGAAAUUCUUUGUUGUUCGACUAAUUUCAUUUGUCAGCAAAUUUGCUACGUAUUUUCUAUCGAUCUGUUCUCGACAAAAUAAUUUUUGUUUUUAGAAAAUUCGGCCACGAUCUUCAAAAAAAAAAAAAAAUGUUUUUAAAAUUAUAAUUAUUGUUAAUAUUGUUAAUCGGAAAAAACGAGCCAGCGAUUUAUUCAAAUCUCUCAAAAUCAAAAUCCAAUGGGAAAAUUCGAUACUAAAAUUCUUCUUGUUAAUAAAAUAGAAAUAGAAAAAAACGGAACAAAAUUAAAGUGUGGAAAAUUUUUUUUAUGUAAAAAAAAUGUUAAUCAAAAGAAUAAAACAAGAAAAACGUGUCUUGAAUUUGAAAAUAUUUGCAAUUUGUCAUAUUUACAAUUUCGCUGUCACUCUUGCUUUAAAAAAAAAAAAUGAAAAUUAAGUAAACAAAAUGUUUCAUAAAACGAA